Messenger RNA from Chara braunii, 1913 nucleotides. Lineage: Eukaryota; Viridiplantae; Streptophyta; Charophyceae; Charales; Characeae. The record is from the annotation of a GenBank genome assembly.
CUCCAUUGUUGGGCCUCCAGUGGCCUGUAUGUUUUGCCGCGCCGCCUCUCCGCCGCAGGCCAGAAAGACCAGGAAAGAGCAGUCUAUAAUUUUAGUGAUCUUUGAUUUUUCAAUCUCUUUUCCGUGUGAGUACGGCGUGUUGUCAGCGUCGAAAGCCCUCGGGUCGCUGGGCUGAGUGCAUUCUAUCGACCGCCAUAGCCAUUGCAAGCAAGCAGCCAUGGCGGACUCCAAGACGUGUACUAUUCGCACAAGGAAAUUCAUGACCAACCGGCUUCUCCAGCGGAAGCAAUUCGUUAUCGAUGUGCUGCACCCAGGGCGACCCACGGUACCGAAGGCUGAGGUUAAAGACAAGCUUUCCCGGCUGUACGAUGUGAGGGACCCGCAGUCGAUUUUUGUUUUCGGAUUCCGAACCCAGUUUGGUGGAGGGAAGACGACAGGCUUCGGUCUGAUCUACGACAAUGUGGAGUCAGCGAAGAAGUUUGAGCCCAAGUACAGAUUGGUCAGGAAUGGUUUGGCCACGAGAGUCGAGAAGAGUCGCAAGCAAGUUAAGGAAAGGAAGAACAGGGCGAAGAAGAUCCGUGGAGUGAAGAAGGUCAAGUCUGCUGCUGAUGCCAAGAAGAAGUAAGCGACUGCGAAAUGACGGAAGAAAUUGCGGCGAAAUUUCUAGUAGCAGCAGUUGUGUCCUCGCUUUUGCCUGUGUUCGUUGAACCCCGGAAUUGGGGUUUGGGUUACCCUUUCCAGAGAGUCAAAUGCGGAGAAAUGCCAUAAUGAACGUGGAUGGGAACGGGAUUUGCGGUGAUGAACGGGUUUGCGAGAGGAGUUGUGCCCGUGUCUCUCGCUCGCUUGUCUUUCUCUUUCUCUCUCCAAGUCUCUGUCGGGUCACAUGGUCGAGUGCUCGGAUUUCACCCACCCGGAGGGGGAAGGAUUUUGGAAGUCGAUUUUUGUAAAGUGGAAGAGUAUUAUUCCUGUUGAGCUGAUCAAUGGAAAGAGGUUCGCAUUUUUAAGCGUGCCGCUUGCUCGGACUAAACGGGUGCCAAAUCUUGACGAUGUCGGUUGAGUUUUUGUUAAUUCCCUGGCCGUGUGCGACGUGUCGUGUCCCUACUUGGUUCUCAUUGUUGUCAUCACUUCACGUUUUUUAUGCUCGUUGUUUUUUUAAAGGAUUUCGAUAUUGAAAUGCUUGGUGAACGCAGGCGCACUGAAGCUCUCAUCUGAUUGUACUCUGCGUGUUCGUGGACAGUGCUCGGUGUAUGAUGGAUGGAGUAAAGAGUGUCGGGAAAUGGUAGACUGGGUGAUGUGUUUGCGAGGUCGUUUUCAUCUCAAUGUGUUUGCGAGGGAACAUAUUCAGCACAUAUUUGAAUGUGUUUGCGAGGGAACACAUUCAGCAAACAUAAUGCGGUCGCAGAUGACGAAAGCGGUCCGCCGCACAGGGUUUGCAGGUGUGUCUGGAGGGCAGUGAACAACAGAUGGGGGUUGCUGGCGGGCCGAGAGGUGAAGGAAUCGUCGGUUUAUUUCUAGGGAUCCUACUGUAGCGUGGUCAAGAUCCACGAACCUUUGUGCGCGUGUGUGAGAGAGAGAGAGAGAGAGAGGGAAUGAGAGCGUGUGCAUUCCACGAACCUGUGUGCUUGUGUGAGUGAGAGAGAGAGAGAGAGAGAGCGUGUGCAUUGUAAGAAAACGUCCACUAUACGGACUGUUUGGUACCUAUGCCGUUAUUUAGAGAGAGAGAGAGAGAGCGUGUGCAUUGUAAGAAAACGUCCACUAUCCGGACUGUUUGGUACCUAUGCCGUUAUUUAGAUCAUGGACGCGUGCCAACACAUCAAGAAACAGGACCCAAUGUUUGCGAUUUUGGUCAUAAGCCUUUUUUUUUCUAAGUAAGAACGUAAUUAGGUUUGAGGUAAUGAAUCGAGCAAUGCCAC